Molecule: messenger RNA, 880 nt
Organism: Aspergillus steynii IBT 23096
Lineage: Eukaryota; Fungi; Ascomycota; Eurotiomycetes; Eurotiales; Aspergillaceae
Product: Yae1 family protein
Exons: 2
Coding region: 191-880 (229 amino acids)
Source: RefSeq, a predicted model, not a curated record
UCAACCCCCUCAGCCCACCCCUCAUCUCAACCACCUACGCUACGAGAGCAAACCCUCAUCCUUGAUCCCCUUCCGACCGAGACGAACCUUCUCAAUUGCACAUUUACAUCUACAUCUUCCUCCCUACACCCCAACGAAAAAAGAAAAACCACCUACCCCGCGCAGCGCCCCCGCGACCCCAAAACCGACAAUGACCUCACCCAACGCCCCGAUCGACAACACGCUCGACGACAUCUUCGGCUCCUCACCACCGCACGAACCCUCCCAUGCACCCGCUCCCAAAGACUCUACGCCCUCCGUCGAACCGUCCGAACUCCCCUUCCUCCGCCGCCAGCACGUCACGGCCGGCUACCGCGAGGGCAUCUCGACCUCGAAGGGCGAGCACGUCCAGGAAGGCUUCGAUGCGGGGUUCCCCGUCGGAGCGCAGCUGGGGAUGCGCGCGGGCACCGUCCUGGGGAUACUGGAGGGGGUGAUGCGAGGAUACGAGAGCCGGGCUGCGUCGGCGGUGGUGAAGAAGCAGCCGGGUAGAGCGGGAGGAGCUGGGCCUGCGCCGUCGGCGGGUGCCAAGAAGGGAGAAGAGCAGGGACGGGAACUGGACGAGGAGGCGAGACGGGCGCGACGCGACGAGAUGGUGAAACUGUAUCAGAGGGCUGUCAAGGCGCUGAGUGUGCAGGGUGUGUUUGGGACGCUGGAGGAGGGUGGCGAGGGGAAGGAGAGUGCGGAGACGCAGCUGGCGGGGAAGGGCGAUGGGGUUGUUUCGAAGUGGGAGGAUAGAGUCCGGGUUGCGCAUUGGGAGGAGAAUAUGGAUGUUUUGCAGAUGAAGGAGGAUGGCCAGCCCUCGGCGACAUCGAGGACUCAGCAGAUUCAGUCACACAGCUAA